UCAACAAUUCCCGCAAUACUUUCAUUGAUUUCGCGUUGACGUUGAAGAUCUGCCUGAAUGAGAAUUUCGUUACGAAACUUGGGAAUUUGUUUGGCAUUCGCAAAUGAUCGAUAACGUCGGGCCCGAUACUGAUGACGUACAAUGUAGUCCAAAUUCUGAAAUGGUUGAUAUCAAUUUAGUACCCGGAGAAGAGUAAAAAUCUUACUGAUUAUGUACUUCCUGCUUUAGUAAAGCUGCCUGCUCCACUUCUGCCUUUAUCAAGCUGGUUUGAAUUUUCUCCUCCUCUAUCUGCAACUUUUUAUUUUCGAUUUCGGCCUGCAGCAGCUUUUGUGCUGUAUCAAUUUCAAUUAAAUUUUUUUCUGCAGCAGAAAUCUCCCCGAAGACAACUUUUAGUUUAUUUUUCAACUCAUUUAUUUUAUGCUGCAUCGUAGACUUUGUCUUGAAUUUACUUCCAUAAACUUUUUCCCGUGCAUUCACGGUAUCAAAGAUGUGCUCUCGAUGGUGGACCGUGUUUUCCAAAUCGGACACCAGUUUUUCCUGCAUGCGCUUAAGCUGCCUAUAGCGAACCUGCAUUCGGUGGAUUUCGGCUUUCAUAAUACCAAUCUCACUGUUUUGUGCCGAUUCCUCAUCUUUAAACUUCUUCGCUUCAGCAGACAUCUUGUAUUUGGUCUCCCAAGAUAGUGCUUCCCGAUGCUUCGCCAGCACUUCCUGCUUGCAGUCGUCGAUCUCUCUCCCCAGAUCGGUCAAAUCCUGCUCCAGAUUUAACACUGACAGCUCUGCUUCUUUCAAGCGCUCGGUCGUAUAUUGAUGGGAAAUUUCACACUCCAUUUCCUCCUUUUCGUGAACCUUUUUGCUAUUCCAAAGCUCCAUACUAACGGCAUCCAAGCGAGAAUUUAGCGACGACAGCGACCGAAUUAUUUCACGAUUUUCAUUCACUACUUGCUCCAGCUGAUCCUCAAUUUUAAUAGCUUUUUGUUCCACCAGAAGCAACUCUGUGAAAAAAAAAGUUUAAAUCAAUCGGUUUUGACAAUGAAAAACUUAUGAGUUUACUUUUUCUUGAAUAGUUUAUCUCAUUCAAUUGCUGGACUCGCUUCUCCGACAAACUAACAAUGCUGUUUUGUAGCUUUAACCACGCUUCCUGGGAAUCUUUUAUCUUCGCAUCGAGCUCCGCUAUGUAAUGUUUCACAUCCAAUAAUUUCAGUUCAUCCGGAUUCAAUUCUUGGCCUCCGGCUUGUUUGAUCAACUGCUCAAGCUCUCUGUUAAGAACGUCCAACUUACGCAAUUUCGCCGAAAUGAUCUCCUUUAUUAUCUUAAUCUGUUCGUCAUACUUCCUAGCUUCAGUAUCCAUCGAAUCGUGCUCUUUCUAAAAUAUAUCGCUGCAAUUACUGUCCACAUUUUAUGAUCAUGCAUACCUUAAUGCUUUGAACUUCGCUCCUCGAUUUCUCCACUAAACCACGCCAUUUUUCCAAGCUCAGCAAAACAACUGACAAUUGAUUCUCCGUAUCCGACAUGGAGAUUUCCAGCUCCCGGCGUUUUUGCUGCGCUUCUCGCAGUAUUUUACCUUGAUUUUCGCCAGCUUUAUCCGUUGUGAUUUGAUCCUGCAGUAGUUCCAAUAUUUGCUCUUCCAGGUCAAACUUCUUCUGGUUCUGUUUGUUCAACGUCUGCCGCAGUGACUUUAGAUGAUUCUCUAUCAACAGACCCUCCUGUUGGGCCUUCAGCAUAUCCGCUUCGGUUUGCUCCAAAAUCAUUGCAUAAUGAUCCAAAUCUCGGGUCAGUUUAUCACUUUCUUCUUGUUCCUUGUGUACUGGAAUGAUUUCGUUUUAUCUCGUGUUUGUGUAAAUCUAAACAAUUCUUUUACCUUGCUUUUCGAGGAUAUUAAUGUCGCCUUGUAUGCGGAAUUUGAAGCCCGACAGCUGUUCAUUCUGCUCCAUUUCCUUCGCUGCCGCCUUUCUAGUAAUAUCAGUUUUACUUUUGAUUACUUUGUGCUCCUCAUAGACGUUUCUAAAAAUAAAUAUAUUUAAUUAAACAAAUUAAAAACAAUAAUAAAUUCCCUGUACUCCAAAUCAUCUUUGGUUUUGGAUAAAACAUUGUCGCGCUGCUGUAUCGCAACGAUCACUUCACCCCAGGAUUGAAACAAACGUUUAUGUUCGUGCUGCAGGGCUUCCAAGUCGGAAUUCGCAUCCGCCAAGCUGCGAUUGAUCAUCUCGGUUGCGCUUUCCUGUUCCUUCAUUUGAUCCUCGAUUCCUUGCAACUCACGCUCCUUUUUGCGGACCUCCAGAUCCAGAUUAAACACCAGCAAAUCCAUUUUACGCUUCUCCUCGGCAGCAACCAACUUAUCUUUCGCAUCUUUGCUAGCAACCCGCUUCGCUACGGCGAUCUCCUCCUUGAUUUCCUUGUCCCACUUGGAGAAUUCGUUUUCAAGUACCGCCAAGUUAUCCAGUUCUUGCAAAUGUUCGUUGUAGGUUUUCUUGAACUCUUUCAAUUUGUGGCUUUGUUCAUCGUACUCCUUCUUGUAUCCGGCAACUUUCUGCUCUUCUGCCAGUCUUCUGGUAGAAACCUCUACAAUCUCCUUCCCGUAGAUAACCAACAACUCUUUUUGGCUAUCGAUUUCUUCCUGGAGAUCGUACAACCGCGCUCCGACCUCUUCAGAUUCUUUUUCAUUUUGCUGCAGGUGAUGAUCCAAGUCAGCGAUUUCUCCUUCCAAUUGAUUCUUCACUCGCAGUAAAUGAGCCUUUAGCGCCUGCUGGAAUCGUUCCAGCAGUGGGUGGUCCUUCUCCAGGACUCCCGAUUGGUCAACGAUUGACUCAUUGAAUUGAUCCGCUUGGACGCCCAUUGAUAAAGGGGUUUCUUCAGGAUUCAUGAUUUUAAAAGAUUUGAAAAAACUUUGCGGCUUUAUAUCUCUACCUAGCGUUAAUAUUUGGUUGGCGUUGGUGCAUAAUAAAGCGUUUCCGGUUGCUACAGUGAUCGUUGCCGGUCAGGCUAUCGAACAAACGAUGGGUGAACUUGCGUGCAAGUAGAACGCUUGUACGGAACAACAUGCGCAGACAGUGGAAGAGACAAAUCGACGAAAGAGUCGUACUCUCACUCUUCUCUCGUAUUGACAUUACUCAAUGAAUUGAGUCGAGUAACAGCAGAUGUAAACAAAUUCUGCAGACCCAUCAAUAAUUGAAUUUUUUGUACAAUACCCAUAGUGAAUUAAACUAAAUGCAGUGUGAUUAUAGACCAUGGACUACAACAUCAGUAGAUUGUGCAGAGUUUGUCUGGAGGAAGGUGUUUUCACUUCCAUCUUCAACACGGAACUAGUGGCAAUGGCUCCAGCUGAUAUGUUGAUUAUGUGUGCUAAUAUAAAGGUAUCAAAAAACGAUGGACUACCGACAACCAUCUGCAAUAACUGUAUGUACCGACUAGGGGUUGCUUUUCACCUAAAACAGCAGUGUGAAAAUUCCGACAUGAGACUGCGACAGUACAUCGGACUGAUGACCGGUGUAUACAGCAACUCACUGGAUAAGGAAACGAUGACCGACGACUCGUGGUUGUUGAUUGCGAAAAAGUCCGACGAAACGGAUAGGAAGGUGUCCAAAAAAAGAUCCAGCGGGAGAAGUAGAUAUAAACCGAAACCACCUGAAGACUGCAAAAAACGUGGCCCGAAGCCAACACCAAAACUGCCGCAAACCUGCUAUCAAUGCCACAAGACUUUCAAAUGCGCUGCUCAACUUCAGAUGCAUUUAAGGACACACAGCGGUGAGAAACCGUUUGCUUGCAACUAUUGCUCAAGACGCUUUGCACAGAAGCAUAAUCUCUCUAUUCACAUUCGCACUCACACGGGUGAGCGGCCAUAUCAAUGUGAAAUUUGUAGUAAGCAAUUCUCGGCGCUAGGAAAUUUCCAAGCGCAUAAGAAAAUUCACUCCAACCAGCGAGACCACAUCUGUCCUUCCUGCAACAAGGCGUUUAUCACUUCUGGUGACCUUUCGCGCCACAUGGUGUCCCAUUCGGGCAUUAAAAGCUAUCACUGUGAUGUAUGUGCCAAAAGUUUCAGUCGAAAUCGUGACAUGGUUGCGCACAAAAAGAAAAUUCAUCUGAACGAUCGUUCCAACGAAAACUACAAGUGCAUGGAAUGCCAAAAAGUGUUCGCAACUGCCGAUAGUCUAAGCCUUCACAUGCGCAUCCACAACCCAAUACCGCCGGCACCGUUGAUGCCACCUCCGCCGCCACAGCCACACAUCCAGCAGCCGAUUGCUAUCGCGCCGCAUCACAGCCUCGGUGCGGCUUCCCUUGGCGUCGGACUCGGGAUGCUACCCCACACUCACACCCAAACUGGUUACCACACACAAAUGCACCCUGCCCAGCGACUACAUCCCUACUAAAAAGGGGUCAUUUCGGAUCCAAAUAAAAUCUCUAAGUUCGUAA
Molecule: messenger RNA, 4407 nt
Organism: Wyeomyia smithii (pitcher-plant mosquito)
Lineage: Eukaryota; Metazoa; Arthropoda; Insecta; Diptera; Culicidae
Product: zinc finger protein 32
Exons: 5
Coding region: 3225-4364 (379 amino acids)
Cellular component (GO): nucleus
Molecular function (GO): zinc ion binding
Source: RefSeq, a predicted model, not a curated record